Molecule: messenger RNA, 324 nt
Organism: Labrus bergylta (ballan wrasse)
Lineage: Eukaryota; Metazoa; Chordata; Actinopteri; Labriformes; Labridae
Source: RefSeq, a predicted model, not a curated record
ACUUUCAAACAUCUUUUGACUAUAAUUACUAAUAAUUGUCCCUCAAUUUGUUCUUGUUCAGGUACAUGCAAAGCCAAUUUCCCAGAUGAGGACAAGCUGCAUCAUUUUCAUCUGGCAGUGUCUCCUGAUGAGGGUUACUACCAAAGUGGAAGGUUUCAGUUUGAAAUCGACGUCCCCGAAGCCUAUAACAUGGUGCCUCCUAAAGUGAGAUGUCUGACCAGAAUAUGGCAUCCUAACAUCACAGAGAAUGGAGAGAUCUGUUUGAGCUUAUUGCGGGAACACUCUAUUGACGGCACAGGCUGGGCCCCCACCAGAACAUUAAAG